Messenger RNA from Cololabis saira (Pacific saury), 1237 nucleotides. RefSeq names its product replication factor C (activator 1) 2 (gene rfc2). NCBI's taxonomy places the organism in Eukaryota, Metazoa, Chordata, Actinopteri, Beloniformes, Belonidae. The record is from RefSeq and is a predicted model, not a curated record. The transcript is spliced from 6 exons. Gene Ontology annotation, biological process: DNA-templated DNA replication; DNA repair. Gene Ontology annotation, molecular function: DNA clamp loader activity; ATP hydrolysis activity; DNA binding. Gene Ontology annotation, cellular component: nucleus; DNA replication factor C complex. Bases 28 to 1077 code for a protein of 349 amino acids.
GGUUCGGUUCGCGGGCUGACAGACAACAUGGACGCUGAGAUGGUGGAGGCUGAGAGCGGAGAGCGGCCGGCCGACGCCGGCGACACGCCCGCGAAGAGCUCCGGGACCUCCUACGACCUGCCCUGGGUGGAGAAGUACCGGCCGGUGAAGCUGAGCGACGUGGUGGGGAACGAGGAGACGGUGAGCCGCCUGGAGGUGUUCGCCAGGGAGGGAAACGUCCCGAACAUCAUCAUAGCAGGUCCUCCUGGGACGGGGAAGACCACCAGCAUCCUGUGUCUGGCUCGAGCUCUGCUGGGAGCCUCCAUGAAAGACGCCGUGUUGGAGCUGAACGCCUCCAACGACAGGGGGAUCGACGUGGUGAGGAACAAGAUCAAGAUGUUUGCUCAGCAGAAAGUGACGCUGCCCAAAGGCCGACACAAGAUCAUCAUCCUGGAUGAAGCCGACAGCAUGACCGAUGGAGCUCAGCAGGCGUUGAGGAGGAUCAUGGAGAUCUACUCCAAGACGACUCGCUUCGCUCUCGCCUGCAACGCCUCAGACAAGAUCAUCGAGCCCAUCCAGUCCCGCUGCGCCGUGCUGCGUUACUCCAAACUGACGGAUGAACAGAUCCUGGCUCGGCUGCAGGAGGUGGUGGAGGAGGAGCGCCUGUCCGUGUCUGACGAUGGGCUGGAGGCCGUCAUCUUCACCGCCCAGGGGGACAUGAGGCAGGCAUUGAAUAACUUGCAGUCCACCAACUCCGGCUUCGGCUACAUCAACGGUGAGAACGUGUUUAAAGUUUGCGACGAGCCCCACCCACUGCUGGUGAAAAGCAUGCUGGGACACUGCGUGGAGGGGAACAUCGACGAGGCCUACAAGGUGGUGGAGCACCUGUGGGCGCUGGGCUACUCUCCAGAGGACAUCAUCGGAAACAUCUUCAGGGUCUGCAAGACGUACCAGAUGGCUGAGUACCUGAAACUGGAGUUCAUCAAGGAGAUCGGCUACACUCACAUGCGCGUGGCUGAAGGCGUGAACUCGCUGCUGCAGAUGGCCGGGCUGCUGGGACGACUGUGCAGGAAGACGGCGGUCCCCGCCGCCAGCUGAAGCCCACAAACCCCCGUCACUCCCGCUCGGAGCCAGCCUGUCACACGUUCACGGAUCCAGCUCUUCUUCGUUCAUCAGUUCCUUUAAUUUCUCCAUAAACAACCUCUGAAGCAAAACUAUGUAAAAACAGAUCUGUUAUAAAUGUUAUUUGAUAAGCUGU